Molecule: messenger RNA, 1134 nt
Organism: Purpureocillium lilacinum
Lineage: Eukaryota; Fungi; Ascomycota; Sordariomycetes; Hypocreales; Ophiocordycipitaceae
Source: RefSeq, a predicted model, not a curated record
AUGGCCACGGCUCAAAAGUUCCCUCAGGAGGAUCUCCUUCUCUGCGACUGCGGCAUCGGAGACAACAAGGAGCAUCUCGACUGGUCCACUUCUCGUCAGAUGAACUGGUACCAGGACAUCACUUGGCCCCGUUCUGCCUACUCGUACCCCGAGGCCCCAGACAUGGCCGUUGAGGUUCCCUACAAGGACGGCACCUACCCCUGGGACCCCUCUGGCACCACGGCCACCAUGCCAAACGGCGAUGUCUGGACGGCGUAUAUCGAGGCCGGAACUCCAGAUGGUUUCAAGGCUGGCUCUGCAGUCUCGACCAAAAACGCACAGGACAUCCUCAACUGCUGGGCCUACCGUGGCCGUCCUGUCAGCGCGGCCAUCAACACGACCGUCACUCAUGAUGCCAUCUGCUGGAGCGCCUUUGUCUGCAACCGCGACAACCACGCCCCGUCCCGCCCCGAUGACAUGGGCUCUCACACCUCGUCUCUGACCACGUCCAGCGCUGCACCAGCCACUUCUUUCUACUCCCAAGCUCCUCCCGCUACCCCUGUUCCCACCACAGUCUCUGGCCAGCCCACUCCCACUGUCCUCCCCGAGACUGGAAGUCUUUCCGUCUACUCGACAGUCAAUCCCCGGUUCAUCAACUGGCAGAACACCUGGCAGGCCUUCAUCAACAACUUUGUCUGGGACAAGAACACGGGCCGCUGCGUGGGAGGUCCGGUUCAGGGCAACGGCUUCACCAUUGCCAUCGAGUGUGCUGGCAUUCAGAUCGACGAGGAUACUCACAUGACCCUUCUCCUCAUCAAAGCCCUCCGAGACGUCGGCCUUAACAGCCUCUGGUUCAACCAGAACCCCAUCGUUCCCGGCAACAACGGAUCCAGCGCAACCAACCAGAGCUGGGUCGUCAUGCCCGAGGCCUUUACCAUCCAGGCCACGGACUUGGCUACCAACAAUGUCGUUGGUCGGCUUGCCUACAAAACGCACUACGACGGCUUCCUCUCCGGCCCUUGCUCGGCCUGCGAGACUGCUCGUUUCAACAAGAAGUUCUUCGAUCCCCUGAUUGCCGCCAUCCAGGGCAGCUACCCCACGUACCACAACUUCACCGUCGCGGCUCAGUGCGACCCCUGGAUGGUGUGCGUCUGA